This is a messenger RNA of Aspergillus steynii IBT 23096, 4068 nucleotides long. RefSeq lists its product as uncharacterized. Gene Ontology annotation, molecular function: zinc ion binding; DNA binding; DNA-binding transcription factor activity, RNA polymerase II-specific. The record is from RefSeq and is a predicted model, not a curated record. Gene Ontology annotation, biological process: DNA-templated transcription; regulation of DNA-templated transcription. NCBI's taxonomy places the organism in Eukaryota, Fungi, Ascomycota, Eurotiomycetes, Eurotiales, Aspergillaceae. Bases 299 to 3814 code for a protein of 1171 amino acids. The transcript is spliced from 8 exons.
CUUUGCACUCUCUGAGGAACCGCCAGCACGGCGUCAGUCAACUUUUGUUAAAUCACCUCUCGGAACACGGCUCCGACUCUAGAUUGUCCGAACGGAACAGCCUUCCUUAAUUACGGGCGUCAUCUUGUCUGUACUUGCUGACCCUCCGAUAUCGCCGUUUUUGAGCCCCCAGUCGCUACAAAUAUUCAUAUAUUCCUCAGUCCAUUACCUUUUAUCCCUCCUGCUAUUAAAGCUUUUCAGGUGCAAGUAUAUCGAAGUCAUAAAGUGGUGAUUCACGACGGCUGCACCUAUUCCCAAAAUGCAUCUUCUGUCCGAGCCCACCGUCGCCCAGCUGCUACGGCAGCUGACCCAGGAACAAUGCCACGACUUUCUUGACGCCCUGUCCGAGGCACUUGUUACAGUAUCAUCCCAGGCUCGAUCGGCAGCGUCAGAAAGAACGAUUCAUCAGCCACUACGCACUACUAUCACCACCAAAGACCAGAACCUGUCGCUCUUCAUGCCGGUUUCAAACACCGUCAGCACGGGGUUCAAAGUAGUGACCGCAUCGCAAGCGAACGGAAUCAUCGGUGUCAUCAACAUCUUCUCGCCGGAAGGCAAACUGCUCGGCCUGCUCAGCGCCGCGGAGAUCACCGCAUUCCGCACGGCGCUUGCGAUCAUGACACUGUUCAUCCGGUGUUCCUCCUUGAAGAAAGAGAACGUCGUGAUCUUCGGUUCCGGCAGACAAGCCGAAUGGCAUGCGCGCCUGGCUCUGAUCUUGGUUCCGAGCCAGAUCCGAAGGAUUGUAUUUAUCAACCGCGGUCGCAAGAGGCUCGACGAGAUGAGCGACAUGAUCUCCGAACUGAAAUCCGCCUAUCCAGACGUGGCCAUCGAGACGCUAGCAAAGGAAGACACUCCAGACUAUACGGAGCGAUUGCGUUCGGAAUUAGCGGCAAGCGACGUGAUCUUGAGCUGUACUCCUGCGACGGAACCAAAUUUCCCACACUCCUAUCUCCACCGGUUUAAGCCCCGGUUCAUCUCUCUGAUCGGCUCCUACAAACCUCACAUGCAAGAGAUCGAUACGGAGACCGUUCUUUCCGGGGGAGGUCGGGUAUAUGUGGAUUCCAAAGAGGCUUGCUUGGAGGAGUCGGGCGAGCUCAUUCGGGCGCAAAUCCAAGAAAGUCAACUGAUCGAACUAGGCGACUUGUAUGAGAAACAGGGGAAAUCAGACCCAGUUGUGGUUCCUGAUGGGUGUAAUGUAGUCAUCAAAUGCGUGGGGAUGGGGAUCAUGGAUCUGAUUAUUGGCAAGAAGUUGUUGGACGUUGGCAGAACUAGUCCCGGCAACCGUUCAUCCCCCGUCGGUCCGGUUACUACCCUGACCUUUCCGCCGUCGUCCUACAAUGCUCCUGUUUCUUCGUCGUCCUCCUUGAUCACGACCGCCAUGGACGAUGGGCCAACAACUCCGGCUGGUCUCGGCCAGCAGAAACGACCCCGCGUUGCGGAGGAGAACCGCAAGCGUGCGGUUCGAGCGUGCGACGGCUGUCGUCGCGUGAAGGAGAAAUGCGAGGGUGGCGUGCCCUGUCGGCGAUGUCUGCGCUACCGGCGGCAAUGCGUCUUCACCCACCCCGACCAUGCGGAGAAGAUCGCGCGAUCGUCCUCGAUAUCUCUUCUGGAACGAACGGCAGGGGUUAGUCGCAACAAUCUGGCGGACUCGGAACGAAUCCGGUACAUGGAACAAAUCCUGCAACAUUACAUUCCCAAUAUCUCUUUUGACCUACAAUCGCUGCGAAAGACCGCCGAAGAAUUGAAGCACAAACAUCGAGGGUCGGACUCGGAUGGAGGCCCCUCCAUUCGUCUAGAUGAGGAAGACUUCGAGGACCUAGCCAUUGACGAUGAAGAUUUUACCAUCAAGGCGCUGCCGGAUAAUACGACCCAAUACUCCGGGGAAUUUUCCUACUUGAACUUCUCCAUGAAGAUUAGACAGAAGAUUGAUGAAUGGAUGAAAACAGCAGCCCCAGAAGCCACUACUGAAACAGAGUUAUUCGAGGAGCGAUGGCGAGCGACGCAGCUUCAGUCAGGGUCGUCGCUCGUAUCCGCAUCUAUCACCUGUCUUCCGCCACGCUUCGUGGCUGAUUUUCUAGUGCAGAUAUUCUUCAAAUAUGCGCAGACCAAUAACUUCUAUGUCGAAGAAGACUGGCUGCGGGACAAAUUAAAUAUAUGCUAUACCAACCCGUCGAGCCUUUCAUCGAAUGAUGCGGGCUCCGUGUGCUCUCUGCUGAUGGUCCUGGCCGUCGGCACCCAGUUUGCGCAUAUGGAGUCGGCUACCCCGGUUAAUCGCAUGUCGUCGGACAUGGCGAUAAUGGAAGACCACCACUUCUCGGAAGAUGAGGUUGGUCUGACCUUCUAUCAGUUUGCGUCUAAACUACUCCCGGAUAUCAUUGCCACCGCUUCGAUCCGGAGUGUGCAGGCGUGCCUGCUUAUUGGAACAUAUUUGUUGCCGCUCGAUACAUCGGGCCUAUGCUACACAUACUUCGGCCUGGCUCUCAAAAUGGCUAUUCAAAACGGCAUGCACCGGAAAUAUCUGGGAGAGGGCCUUUCCCCUCGAACGAUUGAGGUGCGCAAUCGAGUUUUCUGGACAGCAUACACGAUUGAAAAGAGAGUUAGCAUUCUUCACGGGAGGCCGGUGUCUUUGUCCGACUCUGACGUAGAUGCUGCUAUGCCUGUCGAUUUUCCCGCUUUGAAGCCCCCCAGCCAGGUUUCCAAUCAUACCAAUAUGAUAACACUGAUUACGCUGACUCUUAAGCUGGGAGAAGUUGCCAAUGAAAUCUCCGUCUUGCGAAAGUCCAGUAAAGGCCAGCAGCAAGACUGCCUUGAGAGAAUGUUGACUAUAAGAAAGAACCUAGUCGACUGGUGGUCUACAUUGCCCGAAGAGACUGACUGUCGGGAUCUCAAUCCUGCCGGCCCCUUGUUCCGGUCAAACUUGCAUUUGAAGUUGGACUACUGUCUAACUCGUAUCUUCCUUGGGCGCCCAUUUUUGUUCAGCAGCUUGAGGGGGGUCAACCUGACCACGUUGCUUGGACCAAACUAUAAGAUGCCUUCGGGUGUCUCCAAAAACCGUACAAUCCUGGUCACUGAUUGUGUGGAAGCGGCUUUGGAGAUUAUCGACCUCUGCCGUCUCCUCCGUGACGAGAGUGGUCUCGCGCGUGCGUCUUUCACAGAGUUCAGCUCCUGUCGUGCGGCUCUUCUUGUCAUCCUGGCGCAGAGCUUAACCAAGCGAACGGAGCGACUUCGGGAGGCGCUGGAGAAAGGCAUGGCGUUGAUCCGGAUCAUGUCGAUGGGCGUCGGCUCUGCCCGGUCUGCCGUUAGCGUGAUAGAGGCUCUUGAGAGGGCCAUUCGUCGCUUAGAGGAAUGGAGCGAACGACAGGCUCCUGGCAGCACCGGGGCUGUCGAGUCCGCAUAUGACCGCUUCAAGAACUGGGAGAUGCUUUGGAAGACGGGCCCCAUUUCACCCGAAACAGUGCCAUACCAAGAGCCGUUUCCCCCAGGAAGAUCUGGCCUACCACAUGUGCCUAUUACGCCGUUGACUGGUACCUCUGGUGGGAAUGAUCCGAUGGAAGGAGACGUGGCCAAUACGGACCUCGCCGGAUCCUCGGACUUUGCAUCCCAUCCGACGUUAUCUGAAAUGCCGCCUUUCGGAUUCGACCACUUUGUCUCCAACCUCCCGCAAGAACUAGGCGAAUUCAAUGCAAUCCCCUGUUUCGAGUCGGACGUACAGCAAGGUCUUGCCGGCGAUAUGAAGAAUUCCGAUACGAGAUGGAUGCAAUUUAUGAAUGAUUGAUAGUUUUCUUUAGGCACUUCGGUGGCUAUCACGAUCUGUACAGCGAGUGACUUUUGACUUUCAGCAUGGUGGUGUUUUUCUCUUAGCUGGUUUGGAUCUUUUCCAAUACGUGCUUUGCCUGACAUUUCGGGUGCAUUUUGGAUGCAGGAUGAGUGUUUCUUCGAUACCUAUACAGUCUAUUGCCCGAUGCCUUGGGUUCCCAACGCUGUCAUGUAGUUCGCUCGUAGGUAUACAGUUCACAUCAGAGUAGUUUG